AUGUCGCAGAGUGUGAGGUCCGAUCGCGGCUCUAGUCGCAGGUCAAGUACGACUUCGGACUUCUCCGAAUCCGACUUCAAGCGGCUGGAAGAGCUGCGGGAAAUCGGUAAGUCAGCGAAAAGAGAAGCGCGGGAUUUGGAUAUUGAAUCGAUGCCCGACUCGAUGAUGUCCAGCGCUUCUACUGCUCUGACAAAGGCGGAAAGAAAGAGGCAGCUAGCGAUCGCAAAGACGCAUAAACUCAUUUUGACGAAGAAGCCUCGUGAGAUUUUGAAAGAAGAAGAGUACUUGUCCGACAUGGACAAGCUGAUUACAAGAGAUUUCUUCCCCCAUUACGAUCACGUAAAAGACCAGCACGAUUAUCUGAUAGCUGAAGAGGAGGGCGAUGUGGAAGCGAUGCGCGAAAUUCAAAUGAAGCAUAAGAAGCGACAGGCGGAAAGGCCGACUACUGGCGCUUGGACUGUCGGUGGAACUCCUUUUCUUGAGGGUACUCCGGCACCAGAUGAUCGCUCGCCUGAUCGCGAAAAAGACGACGAAAAUGACUCAGACGAGGAGCAAGAGAAAGAAAAAGCUCCAACUAAGAAAAAAUCGCGAACAGAAAACAUCUCCCUCGACAGAUACUGCACCAAGUUCACAUCUGAAGACAACGACUCAUUUCAAAAAGUUCACAAAUUCACAGAAGACAAGAAAAAAGAGCAAUAUGCGUUUUUAUAUGCUGCGCAGGAGCAAGGAGACAUGAUGUGUGAAGACAAGGAUGCCAAUAAACUUAUGGCGCCCGAAAAGAUUCUCGCGAUUGAAGACGCCCGUGAACCUGGGAAGCAGAAGAAAGCUGGCGUUGGGAACUGGAAGUACACUAACAAGAAUUCUCUUUUCUACGGCGCUGAACUCGAGGCACAGAAAGAAUACAUCUUCAAGAAACCUCCUCAGCCCCGAGAAAUCGUCCACGAAAAUACAAGAUUCAAGAAAGACCCUUUCCUCCGUCCUGUUGCUCCUGAUCGUGUUGCUACUCUUGUUCACAAUAGAAUCAAAAAUACGCUUAAAGAUGAUGGAAAAGUCGGCAUUGACGGAAAACCAAUUACACCUGGUCGUUAUGGGUUUUCUUUUGGCCACGCCAAGUCAAUGCCCGGCGUGGAAGACUCGCCGUUCAUGACUUGGGGUCAACUUGAAGCUACUCCUCAGAGAGCUAUGACGCCAGGAGGUGCUUCAACGUCAGAUUCAAAAGCUCCAGGCGUCAGUACCAUCGCAUCAAAUGCACCUUCUUUCCGCAUGGACUCAAGUCCUACUGGAAUCAACCUUCUUACCGAAGAAUGUACUGUUAAAUAUCUCGAUGAGUUUGACAUCCUCGACCAAGAUUGCUUCAAAGCAACUCUGGCUAAAGGACUAGGACUUGCUAUCAUUGCUGGAAGCAUUCUCGUCAAGGUCCCACAAAUUCUGAGCAUCAUCGGAGCUAAAUCUGCAGCUGGCCUCUCUCUUUUCUCUGUUUUGUUGGAACUCUUCCCAUGUGCUACCCUCAUCGGUUACGGACUUGCCUCUGGCUUCCCUUUUUCAUCAUGGGGUGAGUCUUUCUUCAUGGCCGUUCAAACGAUGAUCAUUGCGUUCCUUAUCUGUGACUACACUGGACGAAGAGGUCUUGGGCUCAUGCUCAAUCUUGCUUACGCUGGCUUUGUUUACGUACUUAUUUCUGGCAUGGUCACUGUCGAGCAGCUUCAGGUUCUUCAGCUUUGCAAUCUUCCAGUUACAGUUAUCUCCAGACUUAUCCAGGUCGUUACAAAUUUCAAAAAUGGCCACUGCGGAACCCUUUCCGGAGUUACUUGUGGCAUGCUCUUUGCUGGAGGCCUCGCUAGAGUUUUCACCUCCUUCCAGGAAACUGGCGAUAUGGUGAUGAUAAUGAACUUUUCUGCCUCCACUUUCAUGUCAUUCCUCUUAUGCUUGCAACUUGUUAUUUACAAAGAUGCCAAGCCUGCUGGAAAGAAGGAAUAA
Messenger RNA from Oikopleura dioica, 1977 nucleotides. The record is from the annotation of a GenBank genome assembly. NCBI's taxonomy places the organism in Eukaryota, Metazoa, Chordata, Appendicularia, Copelata, Oikopleuridae.